AUGAAUAUUUGGCUUUGCAGACGCCACUGUCACUUUUCGCCACUUGUUAUAGCCCUGGUCAACCCUACCGUGUUCUAUGACAUCAUGGCUAAGGAAGAGCCCUUGGGCUGCUUCUUCUUUGAGCAGUUUGCAGACAAAGUUCCAAAGACAGCAGAAAACUUUUGUGCUCUGAACACUGGAGAGACAGGAUUUGACUAUAAAGGUUCCUCCUUUCACAGCAUUAUUCCAGGAUUCAUGUGCCAGGGUGGUGAUUUCACAUACCAUAAAGGCACUGGCAUCAGGUCCAACUACAGAAAGAAAUUUGAGGAUGAGGACUUCAUCCUGAAGCAUACAGGUCCUGGAAUCUUGUCCAUGCCAAAUGCUGGACCAAACACAAAUGGUCCUAGUUUUUUUAUCUGCACUGCCAAGAAUGAAUGGAUGGAUGGCAAACAUGUGGUCUUUGGGAAGGUAAAAGAAGUUAUGAACAUUGUGGAAGCCAUGGAGUAUUUUGGGUCCAGGAAUGGCAAGACCAGCAAGAAGAUCACAAUUUCCGACUGUGGACAACUCUACUUUCUUUUGACGUGUGGGCAUUUUAUCCAUCAAACCAUACCUUCUGUAGCCCAGGAGAGCACUUCUACCCCAUCUACUCAUUAA
Molecule: messenger RNA, 633 nt
Organism: Mus pahari (shrew mouse)
Lineage: Eukaryota; Metazoa; Chordata; Mammalia; Rodentia; Muridae
Product: peptidyl-prolyl cis-trans isomerase A-like
Exons: 2
Coding region: 1-633 (210 amino acids)
Biological process (GO): protein peptidyl-prolyl isomerization
Molecular function (GO): peptidyl-prolyl cis-trans isomerase activity
Source: RefSeq, a predicted model, not a curated record